AUGAGAGUGAUCAAAGUCUCUUCCUUUCUAAGAGCGGGCUCCCAAUUCCUCGACGUCAUGGAAGAACUGUUCAGCAAGUCCUCCCUCCGCUCCUACUUCGCCGAGUUCGUCUCCACCUUCAUCUUCGUCUUCGCCGGCUUGGGCUCAUCGAUCUCCGCCGGCAUGUCAGCGACUCCCACAGCAGGCACCGCUGGCGAGAAUUGCCACACCCUUGCGGUGGCUGUAGCGCAUGCUUUUGCCCUGUUCGCGGCGGUGUUCGCGUCGGCGCACAUCUCCGGCGGCCACGUCAACCCGGCAGUCACGAUCGGGAUGGUGAUGGGAGGUCACGUCAGGAUUUUGAGCGGAGUUUGCUUCUGCUUGGCUCAGCUCUUGGGUUCCACCGCAGCUUGUAUCCUCUUGAUGCUCCUCACCGCCGGCCAGGCGAUACCGACGGGCAGGUUAGCUCCGCAUGUGACGGGCAUGGGCGGUGCGGCGACGGAGUUCAUAGGGACGUUUGCUCUCGUCUACACAGCCUGCGCCGCGAGAGACCCGAGAAAGGGACCGCACGGGAUAGCAAGCCCCACGGCGAUCGGGUUCGUGUAUGGAGCGAACUUCAUGCUGACCGGGCCGUUUGCCGGAGGGUUCAUGAACCCGGCUCGGUCUUUUGGGCCGGCGGCAGUCACGGGAGACUUCAGGGACCACUGGGUUCAUUGGGUCGGGCCCAUUGCAGGAGGCGGAGUGGCCGGGUUGGUCUACGAGAUCUUCAUGUCGCAGGGCAGCGUCAAUGACCGCGCUAGGGAUCAAGCCGAUGUCGUUUAAGGGUUUUUCAGAUUUUAGAUUGCUGAAGGAGGCUAAAUCUUUCGAUUCUUUGAUUUUCCUUUUUAAAACUUCAUUGCUACGAAUACAUGACUAGGCCUCUGUUAAUCACGACGGUUA
Messenger RNA from Rhodamnia argentea, 915 nucleotides. RefSeq names its product aquaporin TIP2-1-like. Gene Ontology annotation, cellular component: membrane. The coding region runs from base 1 to 798 and encodes 265 amino acids. The transcript has 3 exons. NCBI's taxonomy places the organism in Eukaryota, Viridiplantae, Streptophyta, Magnoliopsida, Myrtales, Myrtaceae. Gene Ontology annotation, biological process: transmembrane transport; water transport. Gene Ontology annotation, molecular function: water channel activity. The record is from RefSeq and is a predicted model, not a curated record.